AUGGAACAAGAGGAAAAAUAUUUAGGAGAAACCCAAAGACGAAAAAGCCCAAAGUCUAUUAUGAAUUAUCCGAACGAGAGGGGGCCUACUACGAGGCUCCUUGAUGAAUGCCUAAUGGAACUAAAUUCGAAGCAUGAUAUGGUAACAAGUUGUUUGAGGAAAGGUAAUAGUUUUGUUACGGGGCAAAGAAGCAUAAAAAGUAAAAUCGAGCAAAUAAAAAACGAACCCGGUUUUUACCAACGAGCACCCUUCUUAACUAUCGCCAAAGAAUUAUUGAGUUUAGUAAAACAAAACAAAGUAGAAGUUACUUUUCUUUCAGCUUUUGAUAAAAGAGUUUUUGCGAAUGGCGACCCUCGCAAAAAACAAAUAUUUAGCGAGACUUUUGGUAAAUAUCCCAACUGUUCUUUAAACUUAGUAGGAUUUGAUAGUGAGGGCCAAGGACAAACCAAAGGAGAAUGA
This is a messenger RNA of Racocetra persica, 459 nucleotides long. NCBI's taxonomy places the organism in Eukaryota, Fungi, Glomeromycota, Glomeromycetes, Diversisporales, Gigasporaceae. The record is from the annotation of a GenBank genome assembly.